Messenger RNA from Clupea harengus (Atlantic herring), 1772 nucleotides. Its product is annotated as testis-specific serine/threonine-protein kinase 5-like. The record is from RefSeq and is a predicted model, not a curated record. Gene Ontology annotation, cellular component: cytoplasm. Gene Ontology annotation, biological process: protein phosphorylation; microtubule cytoskeleton organization; intracellular signal transduction. The transcript has 8 exons. Bases 574 to 1668 code for a protein of 364 amino acids. Gene Ontology annotation, molecular function: ATP binding; tau-protein kinase activity. Lineage: Eukaryota; Metazoa; Chordata; Actinopteri; Clupeiformes; Clupeidae.
UGGAAUUCGCUUUACAUGAACGAAAAAAGACGUAACAAUUUCCCCCCUUCUCUCCUGUCUGGACACGACCCUGCCUGGCUGCAGUGGUGAUGUCUAGAUCAUCUGGACUGGACGGGAGAGCCAUAGCCUCUUCAGUCCAUUUGCUUUAGUGUCAGUUCUCUUCAGAAUAAUGUGGUCUGACGACGGGUCGGCUCUCUGUAAAAACCUCCACUGUUUUCCUUUUUAACUUUCUCCGGAGUGAGAUGUUUGGAGCGAGCGAGUGAGAGAGAAACCGAAUGGGAGCAGAUGGCCAAUGAAAGCAGCCCCAUCUCUCAUCCACAGGAAGGGCUCUAAUUGCUCUUGGAGUGAGAGGUGGAGACGCACUGACGUCGUGGGACUGAAAUGGGAAUACACCUUCCUCCUUAACAUUCAUGGAACCUCCGGUGCGUAGAGCUUGAUAGCAACCCUAAGGUGGCUAUCAAGAUCAUCUCCAUCAACCACGCACCCCCUGAGUACUCGAAAAAGUUCCUCCACAGAGAGAUACACGCAUUGAACGUCACAUACCGGCACCCCAGUGUGAUCCAGCUGUAUGACAUGUUCCACACGCUGAAGCGAGUCUAUCUGGUGCUGGAGCUGGCUCUGCGUGGAGACCUCCUGGAGCACAUCAAUACUGUAUCCCAAAACAAGGGCAGCCCUGGCCUGUCGGAGGACGAGGCGCGCAGGAUCUUCCAGCAGAUCGUCAGCGCUGUGAAGCACUGCCACAGUAGCCAUAUUGUGCACAGGGACCUGAAAUGUGAAAAUAUCCUUUUGGAUGAGGGUGGCUUUGUGAAACUGACAGAUUUUGGCUUUGCGAACAGCUACAGCGAUAAGAACGUGUUGAUGAGCACAUUCUGUGGCUCUGUGGCGUACACGGCUCCAGAGAUCCUCAUGUCCCACAAGUACAAUGGAGAGAUGGCUGACCUGUGGAGCUUAGGGGUGAUUCUGUAUGCUAUUGUAACUGGGAAGCUACCGUACAAAGAGAAACACCCCAGAAAACUGGUCCAGCUGCUCAGGAAGGAGUUACCUUUCCACACCCCUGUCUCCACAGCCUGUCAGGAUCUGAUAACGAGACUUCUGCAGUGGCAACCCUCGGCCCGGCUUUCCCUUGACCAGAUCUGCUGUCACCACUGGAUGUCGCCCCCCACGACUGGCCUGACCAAGCUGCGUGCCACGAAGAGUUACAUCACAGAUGGGAGCAAGACCCCGGAGAACAAGUUCCGUGAUGCAUCUCCCAAGGCCAAGACAAGCCAUGCUUUUCAGUUGAGACCUGGCACGCCGAUCUCCACGACCACACCUUUCACACGAAGCAACACCACCCUCGCCGAGGGGCCCCAAAGGGUCCUGGGGGGGCGCCGUUCGGGGGCCAACAGCGCCGACAGCCGUCGAAUCCUGCCGAAGCAAGAGGACCGGCGAGAGGAGCUGACGAGGCCCAUGGUGGACCAGGCCAGCAACCCCAACCAGCUCUUUUUCACCCGGCCACGGCCGCCAACGAUGCCCAAGCCUUUCCACAACCUGCCCAACUUCCGCAAGCCCGGCUCCAUGGCCCAGGAGCUGCGCAACCAGAAGCAGCUGUACAGACUCACAGACAGGCUGCCGGAGAACAAAAGGCCACCCCGGAUCCCCAUGAAAAUCCCCACUACGGGAUUCUAGGGCCUGCUAAAAAAUGGACAUACCUGUGACUGUAGAAUGUGAAGAGAAAUGAAGAGGAGUCGACACAGGACAAGACAUUUUGUACUUAGAGAAUACAUUAUUUU